Biomphalaria glabrata is the source of this 4008-nucleotide messenger RNA. RefSeq names its product L-threonine ammonia-lyase-like. Gene Ontology annotation, molecular function: threonine deaminase activity; L-serine ammonia-lyase activity. The record is from RefSeq and is a predicted model, not a curated record. The transcript has 13 exons. Gene Ontology annotation, biological process: L-serine catabolic process; L-threonine catabolic process. Bases 152 to 1495 code for a protein of 447 amino acids. NCBI's taxonomy places the organism in Eukaryota, Metazoa, Mollusca, Gastropoda, Planorbidae.
GAUACUAAAAGGACUGUUUUAGAUUCUGCUGAAGUGAUCUGCAGGUUAUGGGAGGCUGAGCUAUCUGCUUCGUGCUACCAUUGAACGGUUUUGAGGAACUGGAGAGACACUGGAAAGUGUGUCGGUGGUCUGUAGUAAUGUUAAGCUGAAAAUGAAUGGACAUGUAGAAAAUAGUUUUGAUGAAACCAACGACACCAGUGACAUUGAUGAACACAGUAAUUAUGUAGAGUAUACUGAUGAAGUUGUGUUAGAUCCAUUUUGUAAUCCAGAGCAGCCAGUUCUUGUUAACUUCAAUGAUGUCAGUGCUGCUUCCUUUAAAAUUAAAGGAGGAAUUGAAAAAACACCUUGCAAUUUUUCUCAAAUGUCCAAACAAUAUGGAAUGAAUAUAUAUUUCAAAAAAGACUUUCUUCAAUACACUGGAAGCUUUAAAGAAAGAGGAGCUAGAUAUACUCUAUUACAGUUAAAUGAGGAGCAAGCCAAAAAAGGUGUAGUUGCAGCCAGUGCAGGGAAUCAUGCUCUGGCCUUGACCUAUCAUGGACAUCUAUUAAACAUCCCAGUCACAGUGGUUAUGCCUAUAGUAGCUCCAAUGAUGAAGGUGGAAGCGUGUCGACAAUAUGGCGCCAAUGUUGUUGUAUUUGGAAGAGACUUUGGUGAAACUAAGCAGUAUGCUAUGCUACUCAGUAAAAAGAAAGGUCUGCAUUAUAUCAAUGGCUAUGACCACCCACACAUUGUUGCUGGUCAAGGUACUAUGGGUCUAGAGAUCAUAGACCAAGUCCCACAGGUAGAUGCUUGUAUAGUACCAGUUGGAGGGGGAGGACUCAUAGCUGGAGUAGCUGUAGCCCUCAAGACCCUUAAGCCUAGUAUAAAGAUUAUUGGUGUUGAGUCUGAAAGAUCAACUGGCUUUCAAGCAGCAAUGGCAGCUGGCAAACCAGUCUACAGUCAUGUUGGUCAAACACUAGCAGAUGGUUUGGCAGUACCAGUUGUUGGUGUCAAUUCCUUAGCCACAGCAAAAAAGUUGAUUGAUAAAGUUGUCACAGUGAAAGAGUCCAGUAUAGCAUUGGCAAUUCUAAGACUGAUAGAACAAGAGAAGGCUGUGGUAGAGGGGGCUGGUGCUGCUGGUCUGGCUGCUAUUAUACAGGGUUGUCUCCCUGAACUUAAAGGCAAAAAUGUUGUUGUUUGCUUGUGCGGUGGAAACAUUGAUACAACUGCUUUAGGACGUGUCAUUGAGCGAGGACUUGCAGCUGAAGGUCGUCUGAUUAGGUUCGGUGUUACAGUAUCUGACAGGCCUGGAGGGAUCGCAGAGUUGACCAAGAAAAUAGCAGAUAUGGGUGUCAGUAUUAAAGACAUUCUUCAUGAAAGAGCUUGGCUUCAGACUGACGUGUUCUCUGUUAUGGUUCGGUGUGUUGUUGAGACAAGAGAUUUAGAUCACGCCAAAGAGCUGGAGAGAGUCAUGAGAAGUAACUAUGAUCACGUGGAGUUUUGGUUGGACCAGUAGACAACUCAUUUGCAGACCAUGUUGAUAACUAUGCAAGUUCAAGAUUGCCUCCCAUUGUCUUCCUCUUGUUGUUACUUCAACAACUCUGCAACACUGAUUGCCUCCCAUUGUUUUCCUUUAUUGACUUGAAUAUUUGAUAAUAUAUUCUCCUAAAUGUUUAGUCCCAAAUACUAUUAUUUUAAAGUGCCAUCUCUUUUGUUUCCUGUAUAGAAUGUUUAUUGACAUUAGUGUGACUGCAAAGUAUUUGAAUGUAAAUGAUAUCAGAAGUCACCCAGUUUGUUAUCUGUACAUUGUGUCUUGGACUUAACACAGUCCAGUAGUUAUUUACUAUAAUAAUUCUUUAGUUUAUACAUUAAAAUGGUUUGUUGAAUAUAUUAGAAUGCUCUAGUCAAUAAUUAUAAGGGUCUAGAUAAUUUUGUAAACUAAUUAUAAUUGUAUUGAUAUUAUAUUUUAUGAUCUAGUCAAUGUACUCAAUGAAUCUACCUAAGUAUACUAUGUUGGUGUAGUUCAUAUGUUCUCUUUAUUUGGCUGGUACUCAAUGGUCUUGUUAAUUUAUUCUAAUGACCUAGUCAAUGAACUUUAUGUUUCAGUAUGUUUUUGAUAUUAAAUAUUAAUAAUUCAGUGAAUACCUUCUAAUCGUCUAGUUAAUUAAAUUUAUAUUAUAAAAUUCUUAUGUUUUACUGCAAUUAAUUUAUUUAGUAAAAAAAAAUGUUCAUGUGCUUUCCAAAUCUAGUCAAUGAUUGAUCAACCUGAGGGGCAUGACACUUGGACAAUAUUGAGACUCCCAUGUCUUGUAGUUAUAAAGUUGUCACACUUGUUUUCAUCUUAUUUCUUCAGAAUGGACGUCAGUCUAGAUACAAUGUAGAUGUUGUAGUGAUCAACUAGUGUCAGUAACAUUACAGCUAUGAACAUAGAUCAUGUGAGCAAAAUGAUUGAUACAAAAAUAGACGAGUUAAGCCCUUAAUAUAUACAACCAAGAGAUAUUCUUAGCACAAAACUUAAUACAAUAGUCUAAGUGCAAUAACUAGUUCUAUGACUAAGAAUUAGAUCAUAAAUACUUAGUCUUGGCAGACACAAGCAUUACGUCUGGUUGAUAGCUAUCACAGACAAAUGGAUGGUUGCCUGGUCGUGUGGUUUGCACUCUGGACUGUCGUUUGGAUUUAUUGAUGGUCCCGGGUUCAAACCCUGCCCACACUCAUCCCCCAUUGCCUGCGGGAGGUUUGGACUAGGAAGUAAACUAUCUUCAACUCUGAAGGAACAUCCGAAACAUGUAAAACAUAUUACAAAAAUAUUUGGUAGAAAUUAAACAAAGAUUUCAUUAUUGCAUUUCCACACAAACAAUGUAUGCCUAUGUCAAUAUGAUUCUUCACAUUAUAAGAUCAAGUUUGUUUGCAAUUGAAUGUUAUUGAGUUUAAAAUACGUUUAUAUAUAUAUUUUUGUGUGUGUAUAAUUUCCAAUUGACAUAGGGACACGUUUUUUAAAAUGGAUUUUUUAUUGGUACCGGUAAUAAAUCUCUUAGUGACAUUGUUUUUGUUGUCACUAGAAAUGUUAACUUACAACAAAUUCCAUUUACCAAAGAUUGUACCUUCAUUUAUCCAGCUCAAGUUUUCUUCAGUUUAUUUCUUAUCUUGUACAUUGUUUUGAUCAUGUUUGGUCACAUAUAAUGUAACCCAUAUUUACCUUUCCACUUUCUUAGUUUGUCAUUAAAGGCAAAAAAGUUGGGGAAAAAGAAGCUAGUGAUGUCAUUUUAUGUUUUGAGAUGUUGAAAGUUGUGUUAUGUAUUAUGUUUUAUGUCUUUUAAGUCCUGAAAUGUUUAUUUGUUAGCUUGUAAAUGUAUCAAUACAGGAUGGUCGCUAGAAAAGUGGAAAAUUGAUCAAACAGUUAUUUAUUUUUACAAAGAAUAACUUGUACUAAGUUUUUUUUAAAGGCAUGUGUUAUACUACAUUUAUAGAUGCUCAAAAUGUUGUCCUGAGCACUUCAGAGCUGUGUCUUAACCUAGAAAUCUAAGCUCAUGUAGCAUUUUGAAAGGUAACUUGUGAGAUAUUGUUCUCACAUCAUCAAUAGAGUUUAUGUCACAUCACUAAUUCUGAAGUUCUGUUAAUGACAAGCUCCAAAUACAGUCCUCCGUGACAUUGAAGUCUGGACUUUUGGAACUUGUUCAUCAUGAUCUCAGCUGACCCUCAAAUGUUUCUGUUUUUUGUAGUGACCACCCGAGCUUUGAUCUCUUAAGAAAGUAUCAGUCAGCCUUGCAGUGUUUAACAUUAUCUAAUUAACUUAAACUAUUUUACAAUUAGCUCAAAUGUUAUUAUUACCAAUAAUAUUGUUUCAAUAAACGUAUCAAAGUGCCAUAUUAUAAAUGAUUAUGAUUUUCAAUGAAUAAACUAGAUCUGUCUGAUUCUAUUUUACACACAUAUUUCUUUGAACAAUGUCAUUGAAGAUUUGUUUUUAUUUUGUGAUUAUUUUUGGGCCCUGUGAAAAACUGUUCAUUUAUAAAUAAACAUCAGUGAAACUUU